Messenger RNA from Pelobates cultripes (western spadefoot toad), 7351 nucleotides. Lineage: Eukaryota; Metazoa; Chordata; Amphibia; Anura; Pelobatidae. The record is from the annotation of a GenBank genome assembly.
AUUAAAUUGGGUAAUAGUAACAACCCCUGGAUGUACUUGAAAACCAGAGUAAGCCUGUACCUUUCCUGGUUAAAUACUUUUAUUAUUUGUGAAUUACUUUUCCCAUAAAGCUCCGCUCUGUGUAAUCCCUUGAAACACUUACAUUUUCAGAUGAAAGAAACAAUCAUGAAUCAAGAAAAACUAGCAAAAUUGCAAGCACAAGUGCGCAUCGGUGGAAAGGUAAGUUAUGACAGCUGACAGUCAUUUCUUUAUUUCGUGUUUGACUACAUUUCAGCAAAGACUAGAAGUGUGAUCUAGUUUGUCAACUCGUUUACUGUUUUAGAGCACUGUCAUAAGAGGUCCACACCAUCUGUUGCGUUUGGUUUUGCCAUCAUCCUUGAUCUCUGUAUUACAGACAGUCCUCACUUACUGACCAGGUUCCUUUCCUACGACCCGGUUGUAGAACGAAUUGGUCGGUAAGUUAGGAGUUAAGGGAUUUCCUGCUCUGAUGGGUUCUUCUAUGUUCCUGGAAACUUCCCCGAACAUAGACGAACGCACCAGAGCAGGGAACCCCAUAGUUACAUAGCUGAAAAGAGACUUGUGUCCAUCAAGUUCAGCCUUCCUCACACUUGUUUUUUGCUGUUGAUCCAAAAGAAGGCAAAAAACCCAGUUUGAAGCACAAUUUGCAACAAGCUAGGAAAAAAAUUCCUUCUUGACCCCAGAAUGGCAGUCAGAUUUAUCCUUGGAUCAAGCAGUUAUUACCCUACAUUGAAAGAUUAUAUCCUUGAAUAUUCUGUUUUUGCAAGUAUGCAUCUAGUAGCUGUUUGAACAUCUGUAUGGACUCUGAUAAAACCACUUCUUCAGGCAGAGAAUUCCACAUCCUUAUUGUUCUUACAGUAAAAAAAACCUUUCCUUUGCCUUAGACGAUUAGAGUAGGGGUGGCCAAUAUGCGGCCCUCCAGAUGUUUUGGACUACAUCUCUCUUGAUGCUUUGUUAGUAUUACGGCCCUAAGAGCAUUAUGGGAGAUGUAGUCCAAAACAUCUGGAGGGUAGCAGAUUGCCCACCCCUGGAUUAGAGGGAUUCCCUGCUCUCGUGCGUUUGUCUAUGUUCAGGGAAGUUUCCAGGAACAUAAACAUAUGCACCAAAGCAGGGAAUCCCCACAACAGCUCGCACUUAUGCCUGGUUGUAAGUGCGAACCGUCGUAAAAUAGGUUGCUAAAUGAGGACCACCUGUACGGUUAUCUUUUGUUCAGCACAAUUGUGGUGGCAAUGGGAAAAAAAAAAACCCACAAAGUUUUAGAUAUGUAGUGUAAUGCCAUGCUGUACACUGGUCAAUUGUUACACUUUGCAGCAUUAGAUUAUCUUUUCAACAUCUAAGAAACUUUGACAUCAAGCACAUGUGACCUUUGCAACCCGUACUAGUUUUUAAUACUCUGCAUGUUCACUAUUUCAUUUCUUUACUUUGUACAGUCUCACAUCAAUUGUUAAAGCGCUGCGGGAUAUGUUGUCACUUUAGCAAUAAUACGGCCUUGUUUUAUGUGUUAUCCAAAUGAUUCAUAUUAGUUUCUUUGCCAGUAAAGAGAAAUGCCAUCUGCAGCUGCAUUUAGAAUUGCAAGAUCCCUGAAGGGAGGUGAGCAAAGAUACUGAAAUAAAACCUCCCCUGGUUAUGUAAAAAGAGCAGUUACCAUGGAAACGGUAGAGCACUCUUGCCGAAUAUUCCAGUUUUAGAACUUGUUGCCUUCGAUUGCUCCUUUUGCUCCCUGCAGUGAAAAUGAUCAACUGCCUAAACGGCUGUGUUUACAUGACUUGCUUAAUCAGUUGUUACUAAGAAACAGAAUUUAAACAUGGAGAUUCUUUGGUAAUUUUCGAAGCAUUGAAAAUGGAUGUUUCCCAGACUGAAGAAAAGUAAUAAAAAAUAAAAAAAAUGCAUGUCUUCCAGUAUCUCGGUAUUCUUUAUGGAUUAUCAGCCACUUUGUUCCGAGGGCCUGGUGCCGUUGCAGCAGCUCUAAUCAUACGCUUUGAGUUCUGCAUUAGGGAUCGACCGAUUAUUGGUCUGUCCGAUAUUGUCGGCCGAUAUUCUGUAUUUUCGGCAAUAUCGGUAUCUGCCAAUAAAGAUACCGAUAUUGCCGAUAAUACAUACCAGGACCGCUGGGCUCAUUACAAGCCCGGCGGUCCUGGGGGGGGCACUCAGCAAGCUCUUACCUUCCCUUCAGCUCCCUGUGUAAAUCUCGCGAGUCCCGAGAUUUACACAGGGAGCCAAAGGGAAGGUAAGUAACAGCUUGCUGUCGGGCCCCCUCUGUAUUUUCCAUGCCACAGGACCACCCAGGAAUGCAAUAUCCCCCCUCCCUGGCCAAGUAGCAAGCAAGGUGGGGGAACUAAAAUUUUAUAUAUGUAAUAUUUUUAAGGACCACUCUAGGCACCCAGACCACUUCAGCUUAAUGAAGUGGUCUGGGUUCCAGGUCCAGCUAGGGUUAACCCAUUUUUUUUCAUAAACAUUGCAGUUUCUGAGAAACUGCUAUGUUUGUGAAUGGGUUAAGCCUUCCCCUAUUUCCUCUAGUGGCUGCCUCAUUGACAGCCACUAGAGGCGCUUGCAUGCUUCUCAUUGUGAUUUUCACAGUGAGAGCACGCCAGCGUCCAUAGGAAAGCAUUAUGAAUGCUUUCCUAUGUGACCGGCUGAAUGCGCGCGCAGCUCUUGCCGCGCGUGCGCAUUCAGCCGCUUCGGAGGAGGAGAGCUCUCCGCCCAGCGCUGGAAAAAGGUACGAUUUAACCCCAUUCCCCCUUCCAGAGCAGGGAGGGAGGGGGCACCCUGAGGUUGGGGGCACCCUCAGGCCACUAUAGUGCCAGGAAAACAAGUGUGUUUUCCUGGCACUAUAGUGGUCCUUUAAAUGCUCCAGUAUUGUGUUAAGGUCCCUGUAUUGAUAAGCCUUGGCCACAAGCAGAUGCUUCUGUAGAGAUAUUUACCAGCAUUGUACAUUAACAAAUUGUGAAUUUGUGUGGAACUUAAGCACGAAAGGACAGCACAAGUUGCAUCAAAUAGGAUAUAAGGCAGGCAACCUUCGGCACUCCAGAUGUUGUGGCUUACAGCUAUAAUACUGGCAAAGCAUCAUAGGAGGUGUAGUCCAAAACAUUUUGAGUGCCAAAAGUUUCCUAUUGGGGAUCGACCGGUAUAGAUUUUAUAUUUUAAUUUUUUAUUUUUUUUUAAGAGCUGAUACCGAUAAUCUGUGAACUUUCAGGCCGAUAGCUGAUAAUUUACCGACAUUGAUAUUCUGUACAUUUACCAUUAAAAAAAUAUUUCUACACAAAUCUACUGUUAAAUGAACAAGUUUGUUUGGGGGGGGGGUGUGGUUUUAAGGGUCUCUAAGGUACCAGAAAAAACUGCAGGUUCCCUCUCCUUCCCACCUCCCAUCCCCCAGUUGCCAAAGGGGUGAAAACCCCUUCAGUCAUUUACCUGAGAUGUCCCGCGGUGGUUUUGGGUCGCCGCCGCUCCUCCUCUUCAUUACGUCGGUCGGUGGGCGAGACUGAUCUCGCCGGCCGGCCGCUGAGACCUAAUGUGCCGUGCAUGCGCAUUAAAGCUCUCCAUCGAAACACCCCCCCCAGAGCACCACCAUAUUUCUCAGUACUUUACAAUAUUAUAAGAGGGAAAUUGUAACAAUAAAUGAGACCAAUACAAAAUGUUACAGGAACAGUAGGUUGAUGAGAACCCUGCUCAGACGAGCUUAGCUGUGCAAAUAGUCCUCAUAUGAAUACUUUGUUCAACUUUAGAGUUUCUCUUUUGUUUUUACCAGGGAAGCGCCCGCAGAAAGAAGAAGGUUGUCCACCGAACAGCCACUGCUGAUGACAAGAAACUCCAGUUUUCCCUAAAGAAACUGGGUGUGAAUAACAUCUCUGGCAUAGAGGAGGUAGGUGCUUGUUUCACUUCUCAAACCUGAUUUAUCAUAAGAACAUGUAGUGUGGCAAAUGAUAAUAUUUUGCUCUGUAGCUUUUGUGAACUACACGUAAUUUCUUAUAUUUAGACAUGGCAAAAGUCCUCAAUUAUGUGCAAUGUGAUCAAAGAUGGAACACAUGGUUCAAUAUAUGCUAUAAGCAAACCCCUUUCUUGUUCCCCCUUUAACAGGUAAAUAUGUUUACAAACCAAGGAACUGUUAUCCACUUCAACAAUCCUAAAGUACAGGCUUCUUUGGCUGCCAACACCUUCACAAUUACAGGUCAUGCAGAGACCAAGCAGCUCACAGAGAUGUUGCCCAGUAUUCUGAACCAGCUCGGGGCUGAUAGUCUCACCAGCUUGAGGAGACUUGCAGAGGCUUUGCCCAAACAAUGUAAGUGGUGUGUGUGUGUUUCAACAUGUAGAGCAUGGUGGCUGAUUAAAGGAACGUUCCACACAUAUAAAAUCCUGAGCAGGGAUUUACAGAAGGGCAGCUAUUGCGUUUCUCUAAGCUUUAAGAUCAUAUUCCCUGUUUUUGUUGGAAUGCAUUUACUUGGUUCUCCCGAAAUUCAAAAGGGUAACCCAGACUUGGACCCUGUGCUCACUGUGCCUAGAGGGGUAUCAGCUACACCUUGCUGACAAAGCGCAAAGAAGGCCGAAAUGAUCGUCCUUGGUGCUGUAUCUUUAAUGCAGAGAGAACCUGCUGGCAUUUCGGUUCUGGACUACCCUUAUGGGUGGGAUUAGUCUGAUAUGCCUUGGAACGGAUUCUGUCUGUAAUGGCACAAGUGAUAAAAAACUAUUUUGAGACCUGAGCAGGGAUUUACCAAAGGACAAGCUAUGGAGUUUCUCUAAGCUCGUCUGUUCUCAUAUUAUUAAUAAUGUAUUUAACCAGGAAAUGUACAUUUAAUGUUACUAUGGUUUUCAAGUACGUCCUGGGGAUGAUACUGUAGCCCAACAUCCAGGGAUUGUUACAAUUACCCAAUUUAAUGGUACUUAUUUUAUCUACCUCGGAAGGAUGAAGGGCUGAGUCAACCCUGCUGGGAUUUGAACCUGCGACCCAAGGGUUGAACAGAUUCUACUGAUGAUGUAUUAGCCAACUGAGCUAUCUCCUAUAAAAUCUUUCAUAGUUUCCACUUUCAGUAAUCUGUUUUCUGUUGCAUGUGGAAGCUGAAGGCAGUAAUGAAAUGUUAAAGCACUGCUAUUUUGCAUAGUGUUUUCCGUGUAUGUGCCUGACGUGCUAGCUCUAUUCUUGAAUAGAAAGCAUUUCAAUCUGCAAUUUGCAUACAAUCGCAGGGCUACGUCCCUAUAUUUGUAUGGAAGAGAACUGACUAUUCAGACUGCCGUUAUAUUUGAUUCUGGUCUAACUGAAAUCCAUUGUGCUAUUAAGAACAUCACAAAGCACUUUUUCAGCAAACGUAUGUAGUAACACAUCAAUGUGCUGAGAGUUCUUCCCCCUUUGCUGAAAUCAUAGGACAUAGAUCUGGGUUUGUUUUUGGAUUGUCCUUCAUGUAAUUUCAGUGCAUGCGUUUUCCAGUGUUAAAUGUUGUAUAGCAUUCAUUAGAUUUAAAGGAAUACUAGCAUUGGGAAUAAAUAAGAACAGUUUUACUAGCAUUUUUUUCCCCCGUGUGCUGGUCUUGCUGUGAUUGCAUCGCCUCUGUUGGCUGAGAGAGUCAGUAUUGUUAAUCUCAGCCAGUGCAAUGCUUCCUCAUUGGGGGCCAGUGCGUAUGCUUGACAACCAGUCGGCAUCUUCUCAUAGAAAUGCAUUAACAGCGUGGAGAUGCUGAAUAAAAGUCCAGCUAUCUUUGCAGGACUUCAUCCAGGAAUUUCCUCUAGUCCAGUCAGAGUAAUCGCAAUUAGAGGUGGUAAUAGGCAGCGGUUUAACACUGACUUUACUAAGAAAAUGCAAUAUUUACACUGCUGAAGCUGCAGGGACCAUCGUUGUCCCAUAACUACUAUAUUGAGCUGUAGUGGUUCUGGUGCCUAUAGCUACAGUGCCUAUAACUAAAAUCAUAAGUCAUGUUCGUGGAAAGUCAAUUCUUACUGUGUUUGCCUUUCAGCACUGGAUGGGAAAGCACCACUUGCCACCGGGGAGGAAGAGGAUGAUGAAGUUCCAGGUAAGGUUAUGCUCUGCACCACAAAUUUAUUCGAACAUUCCAUUACUCAAGCUGCCUUAUUAAUGUAAACAAACCGCACAAGUUGGAUCCUGCAAACUAUGCCUUGUGUAGCAUGCCGAGCUCCAUUGCAUGAAUGAAACAUUUGCGUAAAUCUUUACUAGAAUGGUAUUGGAUUGCUACUCAUUGCAAUGCAAUAUAGUUUAACUACAAAGCAUUAAGCAAGAGUCAGUUAUCAUUUUUUAUUUUUUUUGUUCUCUCUCUCACUAUUUCUAUGCAGUUACAGUUCAGCAACUCCUACUUACUGCAGCCUACAUCUAUACUCUUUAUCAACUGUCAGGGAUAAUGAAUAUCUAAACGUAUUCACCUGUUUCGAGUCUUAUUUAACCGUAGUUCCUCAGCCUUGUCUGUACAGUUGGGUGUAAAAAAGCAUGACUAAUCAUUAGCUGCCAUUUCAGAAGCGGUUGUGCUUGAGGAAAGGCAUAUAUAUUCCUACCAAGUGGUGCAGUAUGGAAAAUGUUUGAGAGCGAAGGAAUGCUGAAUGGUGUUUGAAUGUGUAAAAUGUUUCUAAAAUCUACCAAUAAUUGCUGUUUGUAUUCUUUCACAGAACUCGUUGAGAACUUUGACGAAGCUUCCAAGAAUGAGUCGGUCUGAUUAACUUAAACCACUGAAGAACAUACAAUUAUGGGCAGUGCUGCUAUUUUAUAUUGUGGCUGCUUUAUCUAUUUGUUUCCUUUUUGCCUCUGUUUCUGUUUUGGCCCAAUGAGAUUAACUCUUUAACAAUAUUUUAUUGGCUAUGCCAUCAUAACAAUAGUUGGAUCUUCCAUAUUCCAAGAAGACUUGCGUACCAGGUUGUUUGAUGGCAUGCAUGGUCUUUAAUUGGUUAAAUGUUUUUGAACUUUAAAACCAUUGUAAUUAGCAGCUACCCAAUGCCUGCUUCUUUGCAGAGAACUUGCAUAUUGCGACUCCAUUUACGUGAACAGUUCUGGAAAUAAAGGUUUAUAAAACAAACAUCCCUUGAGAUUUUGUUUCAGUGUUGUAUGCAGGUUAUAAAGUGAUUUACAGGUCACUAUCAACAAGGUAAUUCCUUAUUUACAUACACUGAGAAAACAGAUUAAUGUUUAAGAACUAAUUGCAUAACCUAUUCAGUUGAGAUAUGCAAGUGUUAUGUUACUAUACUUGCAUGUGAAAAGAAUAAAGCCUACAAAUGUUCAAUAGAAUUGUCAUUUAUUUUAUGCUUUAGUACUUGCAAUAUUUUAAAUAAAGGAAGCACGCUGACACAAUGUUUAACAUUUUAAAAGCUGCUUUGAAAUUUUUUUUUUUUUUGGAUGGACACUAGU